Molecule: messenger RNA, 969 nt
Organism: Schistosoma spindalis
Lineage: Eukaryota; Metazoa; Platyhelminthes; Trematoda; Strigeidida; Schistosomatidae
Source: the annotation of a GenBank genome assembly
CAAUUUGAAGUACGCGGUAUCGACAACAAAUGAAUAGAACUUACCUGUGUUAGCAAUUAAUUUUUGUAUUAAAUAUGAAGUAUCACUGAAAGCUAUAGUAAGCGACCAGUUCAUUUUUCUGUCCGAAUCAAUUGGUUUUGAACAACAACCAGUUAUUAGGUAAAGAAACUGAACUUAGUAAGCGCAAGACUCGAAUGCCUGGGGUACGGCCUGUGAUAUUUAUCCGACCGAUAUGCCUACCCAAAACAACACACUAUUUCCCGUUGUGGAAGCGGCAGGUUGAAUAUCCUAAGGUUUUUCCUGGUGAUCCUCCAGUACCAUGUUUUCUGCCUCCGUUUUGGAUGAAAAUGAUGUAUCCUGGUCCAAAGAAUCCUCCUGACCAUGUUAUUUUCAAAGUCCACCCACAAAUGACUAAGCGCGACGUGCAGCAGUAUCUAGUAAAGAUAUACAAUGUUCCUGUUGUAGAUGUCCGAGUAAAGAUGGUUUAUCACGAUUUAGAACCAAUUGAUGAGCCGGAAUCCCGUAAAGCCCAGAGAUUACUCGAUUCCACACAAUUUCCCCCUAAACCUGAACGCUAUGAAAAGGUUGCAUAUGUUCGUUUGGCCCCUGGUGAAGUUUUUGUUUUUCCUGAUCUAUUCAAAGACAAACGUCCAUCAGAUGCUACUGAUGCUCUAAUGGAUGACGAUGCUGACAUAUCUGAAGAAGUCAUUUCUGAUGACUCCAAAAAGUUAGAGAAUAACAAAUUUCAACCUCUGAAAGGGUGUAGCAAAUGUUCACAUAUUGUUUUUCCUGUUACAUAUUGAAGUGGAAUGUCACCUGUGUUUCUCUCAAUUAAACAGUUGGCAACUAGAUUUUCAUGCAUGUCAAUAAACACUAUUUCUAAUAGUCGAAUAGCCCUUUCUUGCCAAGAAAUAUUUACAAAUGAUGCUUCCUGUUUGAUCGCUGUUUCUUCUUUAGAAAUAUUAUUUG